AUGAGAGUCGAGUAUUACGAAGAAAGGGAUGACGAUUCUCAAGAGUUGAAGAAAGCUGUUGAGAUUAUCAAGAAGAGAAGAGGACCUACUGGGCUCCUCGAAUUGGACCGAGGUUUACUGCAUAGCCCGCAGAUGGCCGUAGGGUGGAGUCAAUUUUUGGGAUCAGUCCGAGCUGAUUCCAAAUUAAGUAGAGAUAUUAAAGAAUUGGCUAUAAGCAGAGUUGCAUUUUUGAACAAAGCUAAAUAUGAAUGGGAGCACCAUUCGGUUAUAGCAGCAGAAGCAGGUGUUAGUGCCAAAGGUUUGACUACUAUACAGCAACCCGAUGCUAUAAGCAAAGGUUUAUCUCAUGAUGAAUCUGUAUAUGGUCUAACACUGAAGCAACAAGCUUCUGUUCUCUACACCGAUGAAAUGACUAAAAAUGUUCAAGUGAAGGAUGAGACUUUUGCACUACUGAAACAAUUGUUUUCCGAGGAAGAGAUCGUCGAGUUGACUAUCACCGUCGGGGCAUACAACUGUGUGAGCAGAUUUCUUGUUGCUCUGGAUAUAAAUGAACAAAAUGAAAGAAGUAGAAACUGGUCGUCCUAG
Messenger RNA from Sugiyamaella lignohabitans, 585 nucleotides. RefSeq lists its product as uncharacterized. The transcript has a single exon. The record is from RefSeq and is a predicted model, not a curated record. Bases 1 to 585 code for a protein of 194 amino acids. Lineage: Eukaryota; Fungi; Ascomycota; Dipodascomycetes; Dipodascales; Trichomonascaceae. Gene Ontology annotation, molecular function: peroxiredoxin activity.